AGCGGCAGAUGACAGAAGCUUGUUGCGCUUGGUUAUACUGCUAGUAGUCACAACUGCGAGCUAACUAUUUCCACAUCACGCGAAAACAGCUUUCUGGACUUCAGCUUUGGCGGCUAUCAUCCACUGAAAAUGUCGAAAAAACAAAUUUACUAUUCUGACAAGUACACCGACGAAGAGUUCGAGUACAGGCAUGUCGUGCUUCCAAAGCAGCUGUCGAAACUGGUGCCUUCCUCCCACCUGAUGACAGAGGAAGAGUGGAGGGGACUCGGGGUGCAACAAAGCCAGGGCUGGAUUCACUACAUGAUCCACAAACCAGAACCACACAUACUGCUUUUCAGAAGACCUCUCCCAAAGGAUUGAAUGGGAACCGUCUGUAAAAUGCCUGCUAUCGUCUUUGCUGAUUUGUAUUGUCUUGGGACCAUACAUCUCUCCUACAUACAUCUCUACAUAUAUUCUAAUGUAUAGAAAACCUUUAGUUGUGUUUUUUUUUUGUCUUUUCAAACUCCCUCAAUUUUUAGAGGUAAUGAGAGGCAAGUAGCUUGAUUCCACUGUGAAUGAUAAGUAUAUAAACAAUAUGAAGGUGAAAGUUUGCCUGUCAAUUGUACAUUUUAAUACAUUUUUUAAUGUCUUUGGAUGCCAUUUUGUUAUGAUUGAUUUGUCUGUACAUGCACAGGGAUGUGUUGUUUCUCAAGCCCAAGAUUUUUCCAAAAGAGCUUUCUGUGUUUGGACAUUUCGUGCUCCUGAAACUUUUGUUUGCAUUGUGUACAUAAUAUUAUUUCUAGAUAUUAUAAAUUUUGACAGUGAGUCAUGCUUGAUUCAACAAGUUCUUUGUUGCUGCAAGAACAAAAUAAAAUGUACUU
Chelmon rostratus (copperband butterflyfish) is the source of this 860-nucleotide messenger RNA. RefSeq names its product CDC28 protein kinase regulatory subunit 2 (gene cks2). The record is from RefSeq and is a predicted model, not a curated record. Bases 130 to 360 code for a protein of 76 amino acids. Gene Ontology annotation, molecular function: protein kinase binding; ubiquitin binding; histone binding. The transcript has 3 exons. Lineage: Eukaryota; Metazoa; Chordata; Actinopteri; Chaetodontiformes; Chaetodontidae. Gene Ontology annotation, cellular component: SCF ubiquitin ligase complex; cyclin-dependent protein kinase holoenzyme complex. Gene Ontology annotation, biological process: regulation of mitotic cell cycle.